Moesziomyces aphidis is the source of this 345-nucleotide messenger RNA. NCBI's taxonomy places the organism in Eukaryota, Fungi, Basidiomycota, Ustilaginomycetes, Ustilaginales, Ustilaginaceae. The record is from the annotation of a GenBank genome assembly.
AUGGACUUCUGCUUCUUCAUCCCCGUGAUCUUUGGGUGUCCGACCAAGAUCAAGCAGGAGGGUGAUGGGUCGGCGCGCGUGUGUCCUCGGUGCAACAAUGCGCAGGUAGUGCAGGCCAAGGCACGCACGUGGUUCGAGCUGUGUUGGAUUCCGCUCAUCCCCAUGAAGACCAAGCACAUCUACUACUGCAACAUCUGCCAGUGGCAGACGCAACAGGACGGAGGCUUCCAGCCCCAGGUAGCAGGUGGUUUCGGCGGUCAUCAGGGAUACCCACAGCAGCCCCAGCAGUACGGUUACGGUCCUCCGCAAGGAGGCCAAUACGGAUACCCUCCGCCGAAACAGUGA